Messenger RNA from Phaethon lepturus (White-tailed tropicbird), 1483 nucleotides. RefSeq names its product solute carrier organic anion transporter family, member 4A1 (gene SLCO4A1). Gene Ontology annotation, cellular component: membrane. Gene Ontology annotation, biological process: sodium-independent organic anion transport; transmembrane transport. NCBI's taxonomy places the organism in Eukaryota, Metazoa, Chordata, Aves, Phaethontiformes, Phaethontidae. The record is from RefSeq and is a predicted model, not a curated record. The transcript has 8 exons. Gene Ontology annotation, molecular function: protein binding. The annotation marks the transcript as partial.
GAUCCCAGCGGUAUAUUGUCAUGAGGGUGUCAGAGGCUCAUCAGCUAAAGGAUGGGAGCCACAAAAAAGCGUCGGAUCCGGACUUCGGGAAAACUGUUAAAGAUCUGCCUCGAUCAGUACUGCUGCUUCUGAAGAACCCCACCUUCAUCUUCCUCUGCUUAGCGGGAGCGACCGAAGCCACCCUCAUUGCUGGGAUGUCCACAUUUGGACCCAAGUUCCUGGAGUCUCAGUUUAGUUUAAGUGCCUCUGAAGCUGCUACCUUUUUUGGUUAUCUGGUUGUGCCAGCUGGAGGGGGAGGCACAUUCCUGGGAGGAUUCCUUGUGAAUAAAUUUAAACUCCGCUGUUCAGGAAUCAUCAAGUUGUGUUUACUUUGCACAGUGUUGAGUCUUCUGGCUAUAUUAAUUUUUUUUAUUCACUGCCCUAACAUGCCAAUGGCAGGAGUAACCCAGACGUACGAGGGAAGCGCUUUGCCUGGUGGCCACCUAAACCUGACAGCAGCCUGCAACUCUGAGUGUGGCUGUCUACAGGAGACCUACAGCCCUGUCUGCGGGAGCGAUGACGUUAUGUAUUACUCUCCCUGCCAUGCCGGGUGCAAAAAAGUGUCUGAAAACCUCAGGAAUGGCAAGAAGGUCUAUCACGAGUGUAGCUGCGUUGAGAAAACCCUCCAGCCCGGCCCUGGGGACGUGGAGGCAGGGAAAUGCACCUCUUCGUGUGCGAAAAGGCCCCUGCUCCUGUUCUUCAUGUUUGUGGUGAUCCUCUUCACCUUCCUGAGCAGUAUUCCUGCCCUGACAGCCACUCUGCGGUGUGUCUCCGACAGGCAAAGGUCAUUCGCACUCGGCAUCCAGUGGAUUGUAGUACGAACGCUAGGAGGCAUCCCUGGCCCCAUCGCCUUUGGGUCCAUGAUCGAUAAAUCCUGCCUGCUCUGGCAGGACCAGUGCGGUGAGCAAGGUUCUUGCUACAUUUACCAGAACUCAGCCAUGAGCCGAUACACCCUCAUCGCUGGACUGGUCUACAAGGUGCUCGGCACAACCUUCUUUCUAGUCGCCUGUUUACUCUACAAACCCCCGCCAACAGAAUCGGCUCCGGGCAGCUCGGAUGCAUCUGAAAAUGGCAACAGUGACCUCCAGGAGCACAAACCUUCGCUGCCGAAUGAAGAGGAUAUAUAACGCUGUAUGCGUGCAAGUGACUUUCUCUGUCUCAAAAAUACGAGAUGUUAUGCAGUCACUAGGGGUUUUUAAAUUAAUAGUAAUAUUAUCACUUUUUUUAGAUCAAGAUAAGUAAUUUAAUUAACCACUGAUGUGCUUGCUAUUUUCUUAACAGCUGAAGCACACUUAAAAUUGUGUGCCGAUGCCAUAUGCAGUUAUUUAAUUUUAUUUAAAGAAAGGGCUACCGUAGCUUUAUUCUGUCUGUGACAAGCAAGGACCGCGUCCUCCACUCGUGGAAAUAAGCACCGGUAACUCCCAUGGAGCAUGUGGGGUUUAAA